GUACCGUUGGCGCCAACACUUUAAUCGUUGCCCGGCACCGUGCGCCAUCACAACCAGCAUCUACGUCGCUCGCUCGAUCGCUACGAUCCGUAGGACUUUCCCAAUUUCAGGUCUCACCAUGAAGGUUGCUAUCUGCCUGUUCGCCCUCGUUGCCCUGGCCGUGGCCGCGCCCCAGCGCGACGGUGGCGCCCUGACCGAUGAAGCCAUCCGGCAGGCCCAGUCCCAGCAGCUGAUCCCGCAGGACGCCCAGAUCCAGGGCGUGCAGCAGGGCAUUCAGGUGGCCGCCCUCGAGUCCGUCCCCGGCAGCCAGCGCGUCGAUCUGUUCCAGCUGCUCGGCGAUCAGGUGCCGCGUGAAGUCAUCACCAACCUGCAGUCGCAGGUCGAUCAGGUCGGCCAGGUCUAAUCUCCAAUCUGUCCCAACCUUUCCGUCCACCCUUGUUUUCGUCUCCUCCAAAACGGAUGAUUCUCCGGAUUGCCGUGGUGGAAGCGACGAAGACGCAAUGUUCUAACUGCCUGAAGUGCUGGCUAUUCUUCCACGAAGGUGCCACCUACAAAGCUGUCUAAUGUUUAAGACACACUUUUCUGUACCGACAGAAUGGGCGUGUGUGUGUGUGCGUGCGUACGUGCGUGUUUGUUUUUUUUUAUUAUGUUACAAAUGUUGACUUUUUAAACUUAAUUAGCGAGAACCAGAGAGAAGGAAAAAUGACAUACAAGAGAGAGAUAGGAAUGCGUCAACAGCCCUGGAGAGAGAGGAAGAUGUACAAAAGGGAUGCGAAAAAUCAAGAUGAAACAAUAAUAACAACACCGUUCAAACAAA
Anopheles arabiensis is the source of this 817-nucleotide messenger RNA. RefSeq lists its product as uncharacterized. The record is from RefSeq and is a predicted model, not a curated record. Bases 119 to 403 code for a protein of 94 amino acids. The transcript has 2 exons. NCBI's taxonomy places the organism in Eukaryota, Metazoa, Arthropoda, Insecta, Diptera, Culicidae.